Aspergillus heteromorphus CBS 117.55 is the source of this 2035-nucleotide messenger RNA. RefSeq names its product serine C-palmitoyltransferase subunit lcbA (gene lcbA). Gene Ontology annotation, biological process: sphingosine biosynthetic process; ceramide biosynthetic process. Lineage: Eukaryota; Fungi; Ascomycota; Eurotiomycetes; Eurotiales; Aspergillaceae. Bases 146 to 1660 code for a protein of 504 amino acids. The transcript is spliced from 4 exons. Gene Ontology annotation, cellular component: endoplasmic reticulum. The record is from RefSeq and is a predicted model, not a curated record. Gene Ontology annotation, molecular function: serine C-palmitoyltransferase activity; pyridoxal phosphate binding.
GAGCGACGCUGCUGACCUGAUGCUAUUCAUUCGACUGUAAACCAACCUUUGCUUUCUUCUCCUACCUCCAUUCGGUCCUUUCCCUCCCCCGUCGCGCCCAGGUUCUUGCGCCCCGAGCCACCCCUGAGUGGAGUCCUCUUCCACCAUGGAUAUCCAGGAGACCCAGCGUCUCCUUUCGGAGUACCUUCAUGAGCUCGCAGACCUGUUCCAUCGUGUCCCCGGCUCGGCGAUCUUCCUUCGUUACGUCAAGUCCAGCUACCAGGAUGAUCCGAUUCGAUCCGCGGUCGAGCUCUUCCUGUUCCUGUUCGCGUUGCGCUAUCUUAUGGCCCCGAAGUACUCGACUAAACCCGGCGUCGUCCAACUCUCCGAAGACGAAAUCGAUGACUUGGUGGAUGAGUGGACGCCCGAGCCUCUGGUGGGAAAGCCAACCCCAUUGGAAGCUAUGGAGGUUGAGAAGCGCACGGUGAUUGUUGGUCCCGUGGGUCCCAAGUCUAAGCUGAGCAAUGGUCGGACGGUCGUCAAUCUCGGUUCCUACAACUACUACAACUUCAACACGAACGAGUCCCUGAAAGAGAAGGCGAUCCAGACUCUCCGCAACUAUGGCGUCGGGCCUUGCGGUCCCCGCGGCUUCUACGGUACCCAGGAUGUCCACAUGAAGACCGAAGCUGAUGUCGCGUCUUUCCUCGGCACUGCAUCCUGUAUUAUCUAUGCCCAGGCCUUUUCGACCAUCUCCAGUGUGAUCCCCGCGUUCUCGAAGCGCGGUGAUAUCAUCGUUGCAGACAAAGGCGUCAGCUUCGCUAUUCGCAAGGGUAUUCAGAUCUCUCGUAGCAUCGUCCGGUGGUAUGAGCACAACGAUAUGGAGGACCUGGAAAGAGUCCUGGCCAAGGUCACCAAGGAACAAGCUAGAAAGCCUCUCACGAGACGAUUCAUCAUCACGGAGGGUCUGUUCGAGUCGUAUGGUGACAUGGUUGAUUUGCCCAAGAUUAUUGAGCUGAAGCUCAAGUACAAGUUCCGCUUGGUCCUCGACGAGACCUGGUCCUUUGGCGUUCUCGGACGGAGCGGCCGUGGUGUCACUGAGCACCAGAACGUCGACGCGGCAGAGGUUGACAUGAUCGUGGGCUCGCUGGCCGGCCCAUUGAUUGCAGGUGGCGGCUUCUGCGCGGGUUCGGAGGAGAUCGUCCACCACCAGCGUAUCUCCGCUGCUGCAUACACUUUCUCUGCGGCACUCCCUGCUCUUCUGUCUACCACCGCUAGUGCCACGAUUAACAUCCUCCAGAACAGCCCUGAGACCGUGACACAGCUGCGGGAGCACACCAAGGCCAUGUGGGCCCAGCUGGAUCCUCGCAGCGACUGGGUGUACUGCACCAGUGCCCCGGAAAACCCGAUGAUGAUUCUGGUCCUCAAACCCGAAGUUGUGGCUGCGAAGAGACUCUCUCUCGAUGACCAACAAUUUUUGCUGCAAGACGUCGUCGAUGAGUGUCUUGCAAAUGGCGUCCUGAUCAGCCGUCUAAAGACCCUUCAGGACAACUUCGAGCCGAAGCAGAUUGUCUCUCCUGCCCUGAAGGUCUGCGUCACAACCGGCCUGACCAGGAAGGAGAUCGAAAAAGCAGGAACGACGAUCCGCCACGCCAUCACAAAAGUUCUGAGCAAGAGGAAGUAGAGUCUUCAUCAUUAUACGCUCGCCCUUCUCACACCCCCUUCGGCCUUAUACAGGGAGAUGGCCAUGAACAUUAAUGCUCCAACGAUACGCCCAUUGCCCCCUUAUUCCAUUCUGCCACAUCCUCCUUGCUCUUCCAGUCGGUAAUAGAACGCCAUUACAUGGUUCUUUGUAUAGCAUAUUGCACAGUGUGAUGGUACGACCCAAGUACUUUUUUUCUUUCAGAGGGAAAUGAGGAGUUUGUUUAUUCCAUGCUCUUCCGGAAAUGGCUUCCUUCUACUCUUUUUUUGCAGAUAUUCUCACUUGCCCUUUUCAUAUUUCCCCUGUGGACAUUAUUAGACAUAACAUUUUUUUUAAUAUCAAUUCGAUUUCUGCUCG